This is a messenger RNA of Protobothrops mucrosquamatus (brown spotted pit viper), 2470 nucleotides long. It is a transcript of the gene TNFRSF11A, whose product is annotated as TNF receptor superfamily member 11a. The coding region runs from base 83 to 2056 and encodes 657 amino acids. Lineage: Eukaryota; Metazoa; Chordata; Lepidosauria; Squamata; Viperidae. Gene Ontology annotation, molecular function: tumor necrosis factor receptor activity; cytokine binding. Gene Ontology annotation, biological process: response to interleukin-1; positive regulation of bone resorption; multinuclear osteoclast differentiation. The transcript is spliced from 10 exons. Gene Ontology annotation, cellular component: external side of plasma membrane. The record is from RefSeq and is a predicted model, not a curated record.
GCGCUCGAGCCAGGGCAGAAGUAGUUGGGCGCCUGGGCUUGGGGGGAAUUUCUUUCCGCUCAGCCUCGGCGAUUCUACCGACAUGGCAAGCCCGCGGAGCUGCUGGCUGGUGCUUGUUCUCGCCAGUGUGGUGCCUGACGUGCAGUUGUACUUACAAGUCAGGCCUUCCUGUAGCAGUGAGCAACAUUAUGAAUAUUCUGGCCGAUGCUGCACCAAAUGUGAACCAGGAAAGUACGUGGCCAAAAAGUGCACUGCCUCUUCAGAGACUGUAUGCAGACCCUGUGGCUCAAAUGAGUAUAUGGACAUCUGGAAUGAAGAGGAAAAGUGUUUUCUUCAUAAAAUAUGUGAUAGGGGAAAAGCUUUAAUAGAAGUGAUUCCAGGAAACAGCACAUUCCAAAGACAAUGUGCUUGUAUUGCUGGCUAUCAUUGGAACAGAGACUGUGAUUGCUGUCGGCGAAACACAAAAUGCUCUCCCGGUUCUGGAGUGAAAUUUCCCAUACAGCAAGAUAAGAAUACAGUGUGCAUACCAUGUCCCACUGGUUAUUUCUCUAAUGUCUCCUCUGCAACUGAUGCAUGCAAAGCCUGGACAAAUUGCACAGCUUUGGGAACUGAAGAAAAGAUCCCUGGGAAUGAUUGGUCUGAUGCAGUUUGUAAGACACAAGAGAGAACACAUUCAGAAGAUGAAAACAAGAAAUUGUUUUAUGUGUUGAUUGUUCCAUUCCUCCUCAUCGCCUUGGCUGGUAUAAUUAUCUUUACUGUAUAUUAUCGAAGUAAGGGAAAACUAUUGACAGCAGAUUUACAAUACUGGGCUCAGGAAAUAUGCCACCAAAUAAAAAGGAAAAAGGAUUCUUCUUGUGAUACAUUUGUAAACACAAAUGUAGUACAUCCUGCUGGCCUUCAGCUUUUGGGAGGGACUUAUUUGCUGGAUCUUGACAAAUAUUGCUUUCCAGAUGAGAUACAUUACCCAUGUGAGCACCUGCUGAGUGAAAAAGAUGGUCCUGAUAAAAUACUUUACGGAUCAAGAGAAAAUUUCCCAACAUUGUUUCUAACUACCAUUUCUGAAGACGGCCACUUUAGACAGACUCCUAUGGAGGAUGAAUACACAGACAAAGUAUCCCAUGGGCAAUGUUACUUACCUUUAGUGAGCCAAUCUGAUAGCAAACCUGAAUCACCCUUCUCUGAACCGCUAGAGGUGGGAGAGAAUGAGAGCUUGAAUUACUUCUUCACAGGAACAGAAAAUCUGGAGGAAUUAGUAAACUGCUGUUGCUUGGAUCCAUCAUGUGCAAUGGACCCUAUUCAUGCUUCCUCACACAAAAACCUGCAGAGUUCUUGUAAUCAUUUCACUUGUGCCAAGAUGAGAGGUGUUGAUAAUGAAGAUACAAGUACUUCCCUACUGGUGUCUGAAGAAAAGCAUAGCUUUGCCAGUUCAUCUUGCAGACAACCUCCUAACAAACUGGAUAAUGCCACAGAUUCCUUAAAAGAAAAUGGAUCUUCUCUGCUAGGGACCUGUGGUUUGGAAUCUUCUUCUGUAGACCAAAAUGGAUCAUCAAACAAUAUUGGAGACAAAAGUGAAUCAUCUGAUGGAAAGGACACAAAGGACCAGAAUGCAAAAAGAACAUCUGAGUCAAGCUACAAUGUUUCAGAUCCCCCAGCAGCAUCUGGAAAUGUGACGGGAAAUGGGAACUCUACGUUCAUUUCAAGUGGACAAGUCAUGAAUUUUAAGGGGGAAAUUAUUUUUGUCUACGUUAGUCAGAACUCCCAGGAAGGAUCAAUGUCUCCUGGAUCAAGUGACGACAGCCUGGGGAACCCAGUGCAAGAGGAAAACCUAAACCGCUGUGAGACAUUUGCAGGCAAUGCUCACCAGUAUAAAGAAAAAUGUGCUGGAAUCAGUACGUCUCACGGCAUGGAAUCCGGAGAACCUCAAAGCAAUGUAGAAGGGUAUAAGAGGACUUUUGGGCCUAUUGGUCAAGAAGAGAAUUGUGAAAGCCAGAAGAAGAACUUUUCUCAUGAGGCCUCACAGCCUGUACAAGAGGAAGGGAAGCCAGGAUAUUCUUAAAGGAGAUGGUGCAUCGACACAGACUAAUGCUGGUUAUCGGUAUUCAGUCAAAAGAACACUACCAUCCACUGAACAUGAUCUGGAAAAGAGAUGCAGAUAGCACUAAUUAAGCAAAAGAAGCCUUCUGCUGGUUGCUGAGAUUUCAGACUGCUGUGACUGUUGGUUUACAAGGGGUUUCUUUUUUUUUUUGCUCCACUAUAAAAAUGGUAGAGGAGACUGUUGGAUACUAUUAAUGCUAUGUGGAAUAUUUUGGUUUGCCAAGAAAAGGGUAAUGUUUGGGGAUUCAGGGAUGAGGUGUGUUGUGUCAUUGCUGUUCUUCCAGAUGCCAAGGAUUAUGUUCCUGUGGAAUUGACACAUGCUACUUAAGACUCAUCCAGAGGAUUUGUGUUUCUAGAAUGGUAGCUCCUGUUUAUA